AUGGCAUCCACUACUGUCCUCGCCACUCUCCUCAUUGCCACCUGGAGACAUACAAAGUCAAAGUCAUCCUCACUUGACAACCAACAACCCCCACCAUUGACCAAACACCCAAUGGUGAACCAAGUUGCCCCCCUCACCACCAUCACCCUCGCUGUCAUCAACGAGCACUCCCAUCUUCUCCUCCUUGCCCUACUGGGCUUCUUCCUCCUCAGCCUCCUCUCCACCCUCACCCUUGCCCUCAUUGUCCCCCUCCUCCUAUGUCUCACCAUCCACCAUCUUGAGCGCGAACACCAGUGGGCGUUCAACAUCACCACCACGGCACAGUGCCCCCUCCCCCAUACCACCACCAAUCUCCCUGUCGUCGCUGCCAACCGCGACAGCAACAAUCCGACGCAGCAAGAAUCUGAUGAUUCUUCGCUAGAAUUUCUUAACAAAGGGGGCUUCCGCUAUCCGUUCACACCCCUGCCAAAUGUCACUCAUCAACUAUUCCUGAUCCCAGGUCUCCCGGAAUCUUCCAACAGUGACACUAUAGUCUUACAUCAAUUCCCUGGACCCCUGGAGAUUCUCCCCAAUACCUUGGAAGCAUCUACCGGAUCUUACCAUGUUGCCCCUGCACAGGUUUUUCCAUCCUUGUCACCUAUGAAUACCUCAUCCUCUCCAAACCCUGAUAGUCCCCUUGCUGCAUCCACUGACUCUCCCAAUAUGCCACCACUCACCUCUGAUGCCUCUGACAAUGGGAGUCUUGACCACGCUCCGAAUCUUCACCUCCUAGCCAAUAUCAGCAAAUCCUGGCAAUCCAUUCCUUUUGACACCUCUACCCCUGUUCAAGACGUUGAUCCCUUGGAACAAGUUCUACCCCACUUUCCUGGAGUGUACGCUAACUUUGUCACUCGACCGCCCAUGGGGGUUUCUAUCAAUGGCAUUCCCGCAUUUGGAUUACAACGGGUCUCAACAACCACAGCAAAUAUACUCCGUACUGCUGAGCCUGUAGGGAAUUGGAACUCUUUGGACAAGGAAUGGGAGAAGGAUACUUGGGAGUACCUGCAGACGUGA
This is a messenger RNA of Fibroporia radiculosa, 1053 nucleotides long. RefSeq lists its product as uncharacterized. Lineage: Eukaryota; Fungi; Basidiomycota; Agaricomycetes; Polyporales; Fibroporiaceae. The transcript has 5 exons. Bases 1 to 1053 code for a protein of 350 amino acids. The record is from RefSeq and is a predicted model, not a curated record.